Molecule: messenger RNA, 1880 nt
Organism: Ipomoea nil (Japanese morning glory)
Lineage: Eukaryota; Viridiplantae; Streptophyta; Magnoliopsida; Solanales; Convolvulaceae
Product: terpene synthase 10-like
Exons: 7
Coding region: 4-1788 (594 amino acids)
Biological process (GO): diterpenoid biosynthetic process
Molecular function (GO): magnesium ion binding; terpene synthase activity
Source: RefSeq, a predicted model, not a curated record
UCAAUGGCUUCAAUUGCGAAUGUGCUUUCUUCUUUCACACACAAACUUCCUUCCCCUCCAAGAUCUCAUAUCUCUUCCUUUCGCAUGUCUUAUCAGACCACAACAAAAACAACAACAAUUCCAAGAAAAUCUGGAAAUUAUGGGCCUCCCACAUGGGAUUUCAAUUACAUUCAAUCACUCAACACCAAUUCUUAUACUGGUGAGAGGUUUGUUACGCGGCGCGACAAGUUGAAGGAGAAAGUGCAAGAUAUGCUGAAUGAUGGAGAGAUUAAAGAAGCAGAGAAAAUAGAGAUGAUUGAUCAGCUGCAGAAGUUUGAUUGUUCUUACCAUUUUCAGGACGAAAUCAAUGCAGUUUUGACGGAUAUCUAUGCGCAGAAGAGUGGAAAUAAUUUCAAAUCAUCAGAAGAGAAGGACCUGUAUUCCACAGCUCUUGAGUUUAGAAUUCUCAGACAAAAUGGCUUUGAUAUUUCUCCAGAGGUAUUUGAGGGUUUCAUGGAUGGGAAGAGGCUUGGUUUUAAUCCCAAACUUGGUGAAGAUACCAAGGGAUUGCUGAAUUUAUAUGAAGCAUCAUUUCUAUCAAAGGAAGAUGAUACAAUUUUGGAAGUGGCUAGAGAUUUCUCUGGCAAGCAUCUCAAACAGGUCAUCAACCAUGACCAAAACCUCAAUGACCCCAAACUAUUGCCACAUGUCCAACGUGCCUUAGCCCUCCCAUUGCACUGGAGGGUCCCCAGGAUGGAGGCUAGAUUCUACAUUGAUUCCUUCGACCUAGGGAAAACAACCUCCAAUAAUUCCACCCUUUUGGACUUGGCUAAAGUAGACUUCAACAUUGCUCAAGCUGUGUAUCUAGAGGAUUUGAGAUCCGUGUCCAGGUGGUGGGAGAAUUCUUAUAUUACAGAAAGGUUAACAUUCGUGAGAGAUAGUAUGGUAGAGAAUUUCUUUUGGGCAAUAGCUACCAACUCCAACCCUAAUAAGUUUUCAAACUGGAGAAGAACAAAUGCAAAACUCAUUUGUUUAAUUUGCACAAUUGAUGAUAUAUAUGAUGUUUAUGGAACUCUUGAUGAAUUGCACCUCUUCACUGAUGCCAUUGAAAGAUGGAAUGAUGUAACAGAAAUAGAGCACCUCCCAAAGUACAUGAGAUUCUGCUAUCUGGCACUCUACAACUUCAUAAACGAAGUUGCAUAUGAUGUUCUUAAAGAACAUGACAUCUUUAUCUUACAUUAUCUCAGAAAAUCGUGGGCGGAUCUAUGCAAAGCAUACUUACAAGAGGCAAAGUGGUACCACGGUGGAUACACCCCAACCUUUGAAGAAUACAUUGAAAAUUCAUGGAUUUCAAUAAGCUGUCCUCUAAUAUUAGUGCAUGCUUUUUUCUUUGUGAACCACCCUCUGGACGAGGCUGCUGCCCGGCAUUGCUUGAUGACAGAAUAUCAUGAAAUAAUUCGUCUGUCAUCUAUGAUUGUGCGUCUUACAGAUGAUAAAGGAACCUCACCUUAUGAAAUGGAACGGGGCGAUGUACCGAAAGCGAUACAAUGUUACAUGAAUGAGGCUAGGGUCUCUAUGGACGAUGCUUGUGAUUUUGUGGAUUUUCAUAUCAAUGAGACAUGGAAGAAAUUGAAUAAAGCUCGAGUUAAAGAUAAUUGCCCUUUCUCUGAAACAUUCAUUGAAGUUGCAAUGAAUCUUGCCAGAGUGUCUCAUUGCAUGUAUCAACAUGGAGAUGGCCAUGGGACCAAGAACUUGGAGACUCAAACCCUCAUCCAGGCUACAUUGUUUGAACCAAUUGUAUUCCUCUAAUAAUAUAGCCAUGAAAAUGUUUGUGCAAUAUAUGUAAUGGAUUGUUGUUGAGAAAUUAAAAUCUUGGAAAAAUGUUACUCCGUAUUAUCUUA